AUGAGUGCUCUCCUAUUAGUUGCUCUAUGCGCGUUUAUCGCGUACAAAUUUUUCUCAAGAAAAACAGUUAUUGUCUAUAAAAAUACAAAACAUGGAGUGGAAAAAGUUGAUUUAAAAGAAGCACCCGGGCCUCUACCUUUGCCAAUCAUGGGGAAUCUACAUCUAUUAGCAAAAAAUGAGUCGCCAUUUCAGUCGUUCACUGAAUUGGCUAAAAAGUACGGUGACAUAUUUAGCAUGAAAUUGGGCAGUUCUCAGUGUUUAAUAGUGAACAAUUUAGAACUUAUUCGCGAGGUUUUGAAUCAAAAUGGGAAAUUCUUCAGUGGAAGACCAGACUUUCUGCGUUUCCACCAGCUCUUUGAUGGGGACAGGAAUAAUUCAAGAUUUUCGCCUGGAAAAAUUUUCGCGAAUUUAGUAAGAAGCCUAAAAGCGACUCCUGCGCCUUGCCAUUACCAAGAACCAUACAGAAAACCAUACAAACAAUAG
Molecule: messenger RNA, 483 nt
Organism: Pieris macdunnoughi
Lineage: Eukaryota; Metazoa; Arthropoda; Insecta; Lepidoptera; Pieridae
Source: the annotation of a GenBank genome assembly